UUAAACAUUAACGAAAUAUUAGCCAAGUAAGGAGGGAAUAUACAUCUUUCUUCCUCCUUCGUGAACCAGCCGCCGCUCCCGCACUUCCUCUCUAUCUCAGCUUCAGCUGUGCCGUCAUUCGCGCCUUUCUCUUCUCUCACGCACGCCGUCCGCCGCCGCCACUGCACGUCGUGCCGUCUUCCGCCUGCACUUCUCGCCGCCAUCUGUGGGUCGCGCGCUGCCGUGGGUCGUGCCGGAAACUUGGUACUUGAGUUUUGUUGGUGAAAAGCAUUUGUUUCUUAGUCAAGCUGAAGAAAUGGAUUCCGAUACUCUUCUAGAUCCCAUGGAGAUGAAGGUCAAAGAACUUUUAAAGGAAUUUCAGCUUGACUACUCCCCUGCACUGCAUAAGCUCGUCGAGGGCACAGUUUCUGCUAUAAAAAAAGCUAUUAAACUUAUUCCUGAUGACUUGAAGGUUACUGCAGCUGCAGCUCCGGGUUUUAUCAGGGAUAUUGGUGCAGACAAAGUGGAAUUCAAAUUUCGGAAGCCAAAAUCAAUUAAGAUCGGCGGCAGUUAUGCCUUUCAAGGCAUUGCAAAACCUGAUGUAAAUGUGGAUCUUUUAGUUAGCUUGCCAAAGGAGUGCUUCCAUGAGAAAGACUACCUGAAUUACCGGUACCAUGCUAAAAGGUUUCUUUACCUUUGCACAAUCAAGAAGUAUUUGGACUCAUCUUCUAUGUUUUCAAAGGUUGAAUAUUCUACACUUCAGAAUGAGGCUCGAAAACCUGUUUUAAUCGUUCAUCCAGCUUUGGAGGAGUUGAAGGUAGCUCCUGGAUUUUUUGUCAGAAUAAUUCCUACAAUAGCAGCGUCCUAUUUUAGCAUUUCAAAAUUGAAUCUCAAGCGAAAUAACAUCCAUGCCUUGAACCAAGGGAGCUUACUUCCAGCUACACCUAAGUAUAACUCUAGCAUUUUGGAAGAUAUGUACUUCGAUGAUACUGCAGAAAUGGUUAGGAAGCCUUUUCUUGAAUCAAAAAGUCUGGUAGAAACCUUAAUUCUACUUAAGGUUUGGGCUCGGCAGAGGGCUUCAAUAUAUGUUCAUGAUUGCUUGAGUGGAUUUUUAAUAGCUGUAAUAUUAUCAUACCUCAUUACGCACAAUAUAAUAAAUAAUUCAAUGACAGCGAUCCAGAUGUUUCGUGUUGCAGUAAAAUUUAUAGCCUCUUCAGAUUUAUGGAAGUGUGGGCUCCAUUUUAAGCUUGAACCUCAGAGUACUAUUUCAAAGGAGGAAAAGAAGCAAUAUAAAGAUCUGUUUCCUGUGGUUAUAUGCAAUCCAUCUUCCAACUUCAACAUUGCUUUUCGAAUAUCGCAAUCAGGUUUUGCUGAGCUUCAAGAUGAGGCUGCAAUGGCACUUGCAUGUUUGGAGAAAUGCAGCAAUGGUGGAUUUGAAGAGGUUUUUAUGACCAAAAUUGACUUCGCUGUUAGAUAUGACCAUUGUAUUAGAUUGAAUUUGAGGGGACAAGAUAAGUUAUAUGCAUCAGGCUUUUGUAUGGAUGAUGAGUGUUGGAGACUAUAUGAGCAGAAAGUACAUGGGGUUUUAAGUCAAGGCCUGACUGAUAGAGCAAAAUUCAUUCGUGUUUCCUGGAGGAACACUGAGCCUGGAUGCAAUAUUGAAAAUGGAUUAUCAGCAUUUGAUAUGCAUCCAUUGCUUGUUGGAAUUUCAAUAAGCUCUGUGGAAAAAGCCUUUCGUGUAGUUGAUAUUGGUCCGAAUGCUGAUGACAAAGAAGAUGCCCUAAAGUUUAGGAGAUUUUGGGGUGAAAAAGCUGAGCUCAGGAGAUUUAAAGAUGGCAGAAUUGCAGAAAGCACAGUUUGGGAAACUGAUCAAUGGACAAGACAUCUCAUUUUGAAAAGAAUUGUGGAAUAUCUUUUUGUUCGACACCUUUCACCAAUGUCAACCGACCGUAUUAUGCAUGCUGUGGAUCAGAUUGAUUUCUCCCUGCGUCAUGGUUCUCGAGAUCCAAUAACAUUUUCUGGAACUUUGCUUGCGGCAUAUGAAGUUUUAUCGAAGCGUUUACGGUCAGUUGAAGACAUUCCUUUGAAGGUGUCUGCUGUACAGCCUUUAGACUCAGCCUUCAGGUAUACAUCUGUCUAUCCUCCUGAACCUCACCCACUAGCUGAAGAAAAAGCAAGUGAUCUGCGAACACCGAAGACAUUUGCUCCAUCCUGCAUCAAGCCACUCGAAGUUAUGAUUCAGUUGGAAGGCUCUGGGAACUGGCCCACUGAUGAGGUUGCAAUUGAAAAAACCAAAACAGCCUUCCUUCUUAAAAUUGGAGAGAGUCUACAGAAUGUUUGGGGUAUGACAUGCAUUGCUUCAGAAGAUUCUGUUAAUGUACUUGUUUCUGGUUAUGCCUUCCGUCUACAAAUUUGGCAUGAAAGAGGCCUGAGUUUGUUGAGUAAGGAAUCUGGAAAUGAUUUAGCAAAUCGGACCUCCUUGAUAGAUAAACAACUUUUUAUUCAAAGCCAGCAUUCUAGCAUGAUUAGUGGAUUACAGGCUCGUCACUCAAUAUAUGGACCGGUUGUUAGGUUGGCCAAACGAUGGAUAGCCUCACAUUUCUUUUCAGCAUGCUUGGUAGAGGAAGCAGUCGAACUGUUGGUAGCAUCAAUUUUCCUGAAGCCUCUACCCUUCCAUGCUCCACUUUCUCGAAUCACAGGUUUUUUAAGGUUCUUAAGACUAUUGUCGGAAUAUGACUGGACUUUUUCUCCAUUGGUUAUUGACAUAAACAAUGAUUUGGGUGCAAACGAGGAGAAAGAAAUAGCUGAUAAAUUUAACAUGACACGAAAAGAUUUGCAAGAAAAUCCACAAAAUGCAAUUCCCGCCAUGUUCUUAGCAACAGCUUAUGACAAGGCAUCCGAGGCUUGGACCAAGUUUUCACCAAAAGUUUCGGAGCUAAAAAGGUUGGCUGCUUAUGCUAGAAGCAGCGCAGAUUUGUUGACAAGACUAAUAUUGCAGCAUCAGGUCGAUUCUUGUCUGUGGGAGUCCCUUUUCCGAACUCCAUUGACGAACUAUGACGCCGUUAUUCUUCUCCAUAGAGACAAAUUACCUUACCCACAACGUCUUCUCUUCCCAUCUGAACUGAACCAAGCAGGAACCCAUGUCGCAAAAGGGAAUCCUAGCAAGAUCUUCACUCCAUUCUUAUCUCCUAGAAACUUGAAAGCAAGUUCUGGAAACAUUAAGGACAGACUUUUGGUAAAUUUUGAUCCAUUAAGGUGUUAUAUCGAGGAUCUGCAGGCAAAAUUCUCGAACACUUUCAACUUAUGGUAUGACUCUUUGGGAGGUGAUGCAAUUGGUGUAACAUGGGGACAACGCAGUUCUAAGAAGCGUGGACGUGACGACGAAGCUGUGGCGGAAGAAAAAGAACCAGCUGAAGUGCUAAAAUCUGCUGGUGAAACUGGUAAAGGUUUAAUGAGGAGUGUCUACCUACUUAAGGCGCCAAGGCUCACCACCUAAGCUUAAUGCCAAAGAAUUAGUAUGAUAGGGUCUUUGUCUUCAAUUAAGUAUCAUUAGAUCUGUUGUUAUUUAUCCAAUCAUGUUUUACCCUAUCUUUCAGUUGGAAUUUUCUAUGCCCAUGGAAGAAAGGCUGCUUACCGACUGAACAAUUUUCCCAUUACUACAAUGUAUAUUAUACUUGAUUAUUGAUGUAUUAAUAUUAUGGAAAUUUUGGGUGAGGAAAAUAUACAUUAGAUUUUACAAUAAAUUAAAUCAAGUUUUACUCC
Molecule: messenger RNA, 3741 nt
Organism: Cucumis melo (muskmelon)
Lineage: Eukaryota; Viridiplantae; Streptophyta; Magnoliopsida; Cucurbitales; Cucurbitaceae
Exons: 27
Coding region: 296-3475 (1059 amino acids)
Biological process (GO): tRNA export from nucleus; rRNA processing
Cellular component (GO): CURI complex; small-subunit processome; UTP-C complex
Source: RefSeq, a predicted model, not a curated record